AUGGAAGUGGGCACGGCGCCCGAAAUACCAAAUCAAAAGAGGAAACGCGGUCGUCCACCUAACGCGUCCAAGGCUGGAGAAGACGCGUCGGGGCGCGCAGAAGAGACAGCAACACGGAGGCCGAAGCCAACAGAGGAAGCGCAAGCGGGAGAUGCAGGAGGCGUAUCCAAUCCGGGGCCAAAGAAACGAGGACGACCUAAGAAGACGCCUCAUACUGAACCCCAAGAGGAAGAAUCCGCGCCUGCUGUCGUUGAGAAGCAGUCCAAACGAGGCCCUAAAGCUAGAGAGGAAACUAUCGCGGAGGAACCGCUCAACCCUAAGAAGAGAGGGCGACCGCCCAAGGACCGUACGGAACAUGUCAGUACCAAUGCGCCUGCAGAGGAAACGAGACCACGGAAACGGAGGAGGCCGACUCCUGCUGCGGAGGAGCCAGUAGAAGACGAGGUCCAACCAGAUCCGGAACCAACCAAAAGACCAAGAGGGAGGCCGAGCAAGGACACCGGAAAGGCGACAGCGAAGGGCUUGCGAGGCAGAAAAGAAGUAGCGUCCAUCGAGGAGGAACCAGCACAGGAGGAGGACGUCCGCCGAAGUACAAGAUCAACCAAUCCAAGUCAGCAUUCCUCCAAACCAACUCAACGUAGCAAGGAGAAUAGACGAGAUCCAUCAGCACACCUGGACAACGGUCGCUCAUCACUAGCCGAAGUAUCUGCCUUUCAAGCUCAGAACCGGAUGUCUCCUCCGCAGAACAAACAGACCACCAAGAGCAGGAAAGGAAAGAAGGUUGCCGAAGCCGAGGACGUAGACGUUGAGGAGGCGGCGCCAACACGACAACGUCGAAGGGGUCAGACUGUUCCAGAAGUAGAAUAUUCCGAACGUCCUGAAGCUGCCCGGAAAAACAAGCGCGGACCAGCACAUCGUCCCCCCAAUGCUACCAUAAGAGAGAAGGCUAUACCUGCAGCCGCUGCUAAGCAACAGCGGGCAGAGAAACGGUCAGCCAAGGACUCUGAUACGAAUACCCCGGGGCCAACAGAAAAGCCACGACGACGGAAAAAUGUAGAGCCGGACGAGAAUGAAGGACCUCCUGCUCAACAACAACCCAAAGAACCAAAGGAAAAGCCCCCGCCUGUCCCCAAAUACCGCCACCUCACUUCUCGCACCCGACAGAUCCCCCGAUCCACCAUCGCCUCCAAAUGGUCACCGCUCGAUCCCCCCUCCAUCGCCGCAGUAGACAGCAUUAUCGCCGACGCCCAUCGCCCGAUCCUCUUCAGUCUCCGCGAAACCCGCAGCGACUCGAGUCGGUACGCCCAUGCCCAAGACAUACUGACCACCUUCGCGUCUCGUCUACACAAGAAGCUAGAGAAGGGCAUGCCAUUUCCGCCACCUUCUAUUCCUUCUGUCUCCAAGCAACCGAGGGACAUCAACGGCGAACCAGCAGGCGCAAGUCACGAAGCGGAGUUCGACUUUGAGAAGACCGUCAACGCGAUCCAAGCGCUCGAGAGGACGCUCGAUCCACUGCUACACUCUGUCGCACUUCUUAAGCGGGAGAAGGAGAAGGAGGAGCAGGAGUUAGAGCGGGCGUACAGGCGGUUGAGAACGCUGGAAACGAAUGCGCGGACGCAAUCGAGGGGCUGGAGGGAACGCGGAAAGCGGGACCACGUGUUGGCGCCGGGCAUACGGCCUACUGGACCUGGUGCUGCAAGGGAUUGGGAGGAGGAAGGGGAGAUUGAGUUGGUCAAGCCCACAGAGAAGGACACACGUGGGAGUGUCUUCAAGGAAAUCGAAGGGGACGAGGAGCUCGUCAAGGUGGCGCAGCAGUUGGGAAGCCAUAUGGAGAGUAUGAGAGGGAACUUGGAGCAGAUUGAGGGGGUGGUGCCUGCUAUGGAGAAGACGAAGGGCGCGUUGCAGGGUGUUUUGCAAAAGUAUCUCGAUGAUAAGCAAUAUGACCAGGUUGUGUUUGGGUAAGGCGUUGGCGGAGUUGUACUUCGGUGGUGAU
Messenger RNA from Neurospora tetrasperma FGSC 2508, 1993 nucleotides. RefSeq lists its product as uncharacterized. The coding region runs from base 1 to 1962 and encodes 653 amino acids. The transcript has 2 exons. The record is from RefSeq and is a predicted model, not a curated record. Lineage: Eukaryota; Fungi; Ascomycota; Sordariomycetes; Sordariales; Sordariaceae. Gene Ontology annotation, molecular function: DNA binding.